Molecule: messenger RNA, 1116 nt
Organism: Paraglomus occultum
Lineage: Eukaryota; Fungi; Glomeromycota; Glomeromycetes; Paraglomerales; Paraglomeraceae
Source: the annotation of a GenBank genome assembly
AUGACUGCACUAGCCGGAAACAACUUUCUUAGCGUGCCCUACAUGGAAUCACUCGACAGUCUCAACUGUGCCCUCAACCAAAACUCAUUCGAUAACGUCGACUCGACAGACUCUUUCCUAAAGUCUGAGCUUUUCCCGCAGAAGAGUACCAACGAACAGUCCAAUACCAAUGCUAAACGUGCCCCUAUCUCUGCCUCGACAAACAAGAUUAGCAACAGUUCGCCCUCAAAUGCCUCGUCAGCAAUAGACAGUGGCAUAUCCAUCAAGUCUGAAGAUUACAGUUACGGCAUGCUGGAUGUCGACUCGGCAGUUUCCAGCGCAGGCUCUUCACCGCAUCAGAUACUACUGAACGAGUUUGACCCAAUUCCACAACUCACCUACUAUCCCCAGCUAUGCGCAGAAGAAGACAGCACGAGCGAGGCGAGUUUCGCUUCCGCUACCUCACCCACCAUGCCACCAAACGACUUUUCUUACUCCUUUUCGGACAACCUCCAACCAUAUCCAACCUCAUAUUAUGACAUAAUCCAACAACAACCGUUCGAACCUGCGCCCACAGUACCUCAAUCCAUGGAUCAAAUGCGCUUUAUCAUUUACGAACCGACAAACGACGGCGCACCCCUCGUACCCACUCUCAACCAAUCUUCCAUAAACACAAUUUGGCCGGCAAUGGUGCCAACAGACGCGUUGACGCGGAGCACGUUCCAACCGCAGACCGGUGGUCUCUCAUUCCCAUACGAAUUUGCGGCAAAUUCAGUAACGUCUCCGAUAGACCCCGCAUCAUCAUCGUCGUCUCCCCAAUUAGCUCCGCAGCAGACGCAAGCUGAUUGUCCCAAGACAUUCAGUCGACUAUACAACCUGAAAGCACAUUUGCGAUCUCAUUCACCUGCUCGUCCGUAUCAAUGUCCAAUGUGUCCGAGAUCGUUCUCUAGGAAACACGAUCUGCAGAGACAUAUCAGAGUGCAUACAGGUGUCAAGCCGUAUCAGUGUCCGUGUUGCCACAAGGCAUUUGCACGAACAGAUGCUUUACGCAGGCAUUUCAAGAUGGAAGAGACGUGUAGAAACUCGCCCGAGGUGCAAAACAUGAAGACGAGGAGAAGAUACUCGGAUUUGCAUUGA